ACACCCAUCAUCCAAAAAUAUAAAAACAAAAAAUUCUUCACCGCUAAGCUAUCCCUCUCUCUGCCCCUUUCAAAUCUUAACAACCAUCUUUUUUAUAACUCUCUCUAUAUAUACAUCUUCUUCACAUAUACAUAUACAAAUACAUAUUUACAUACACACAGUUUCACUCAAGAUUCCAAAAGAAAUUAAAGAUGGGUAACGGGUUAUUAAAUUUAGAACAACAACAUGACCACCAUCAUGAUAAUAAUGAUGAUAAUAAUAAUUUCUUUGAGGCAUUGCCUGAAGGAUUUGUAGCAAACGCGUUGGCACUUUUUACACCGAAAGAUGUUUGUCGGUUGUCGUUGGUGAGUUCGGUUUUUAGAUCCGCUGCUCAGUGGGAUGUUCUUUGGGAGAAGUUUCUUCCAGAAGAUUAUCAUAAGAUUGUGUCGGAUUCGGCGGUUCGGUUCGGUUCCAAAAAAGAGUUAUAUCUAUGGUUAUGUGAUCAUCCUGUUAUUAUUGAUGGUGGUAAUAAGAGCUUCUCGUUGGAUAAAUUGAGUGGGAAAAAAUGUUACAUGUUGGCUGCGCGAGACCUCUCAAUCGUUUGGGGUGACACCCCUAGGUACUGGAGAUGGAUUUCAAUUCCUGAAUCAAGGUUUGCUGAGGUCGCUGAACUUAAGAGUGUUUGUUGGCUUGAAGUUCAUGGUACCAUUAAUACUUCCAUGUUGUCCAUUGACACUCGUUAUGCAGCUUACUUUGUUUACAAAUCGACACCCAACACUUAUGGCUUUGAACACUAUCCUGCUGAAGUUUAUAUUGGGUUAGGUGGUGUUGAGAGUCAAACCGAGGGCCAAACCAAGACAGUUUAUCUUGACCCUGCAGUCCGCCUGAGGCAAAGAGAUGACCAUGAGCAACAACCAGGAAGACGUAUGGGGAUGUUUGGUCGUUUUAGACGUGUGAGAAAUCAAUCUGAUCCUCCUUUAAAUGGCCCCAAACUCAGGCAAGAUGGGUGGCUCGAGAUUGAAUUGGGCGAGUUUUUCAAUCGGAAGGGGGAGGUAGGGGAGCUCGAGAUGACCAUGAUGGAGGUGAAAGGAGGAAAUUGGAAAGGUGGUCUAAUCGUUCAAGGGAUUGAGAUUAGGCCAAAGGCAAGUUAGAUGAUAAAUCUUUUGUCUACAAUAAGCACGUGAUGCUUCUAGUUUUGUACUAAGAGUUGAUCGUUUAUAAAACAAAAUGAUAUCUUCUGUUCUGUAUCUUUGAUAGUGAAUGAAACUUUAUUGACCCUAGCA
Erigeron canadensis is the source of this 1262-nucleotide messenger RNA. RefSeq names its product F-box protein PP2-B11-like. The record is from RefSeq and is a predicted model, not a curated record. Gene Ontology annotation, molecular function: protein binding. The transcript is spliced from 3 exons. Bases 192 to 1130 code for a protein of 312 amino acids. NCBI's taxonomy places the organism in Eukaryota, Viridiplantae, Streptophyta, Magnoliopsida, Asterales, Asteraceae.